AUGGGUGUCCAGAAGAAAACGAGAAAAUUUGCGACCGUCAAGCGCAUCAUCGGUAAGCGAGAUGCUCGUCUGAAGGAGAAUCAAGCCAAGGCUGAGGUCGUGGCCAAGAAGAAGGACGACGAUGUGAUCAGAGAAGUACCGCAAAUGUCCUCUGCUCUGUUCUUCCAAUACAACACUGCCCUCGUUCCGCCGUACAAUGUCUUAGUCGAUACCAAUUUCCUUUCCCACACCGUACAGAAAAAGCUAGAGAUGCUCCCGACAAUGAUGGACUGCCUCUAUGCAAAAUGCAUCCCUAUCAUCACCGACUGCGUAAUGGCUGAGUUGGAGAAGCUGGGUCCCAAAUAUCGCAUCGCUUUGCGUAUUGCACGAGACGAGCGGUGGGAGCGGCUCAAGUGCGGGCAUAAAGGCACCUACGCCGACGACUGCAUUGUGGACCGGGUUAUGCGACACAAGAUCUACAUCGUGGCUACGAAUGACAGAGACCUCAAGAGACGAGUACGAAAAGUGCCUGGCGUCCCAAUUAUGUCCGUGGCAAGAGGAAAAUACGCUAUUGAACGUCUGCCAGACGCGCCAGAGAAGUGA
Messenger RNA from Cyphellophora europaea CBS 101466, 582 nucleotides. RefSeq lists its product as uncharacterized. The record is from RefSeq and is a predicted model, not a curated record. Gene Ontology annotation, cellular component: small-subunit processome; nucleolus. Bases 1 to 582 code for a protein of 193 amino acids. Lineage: Eukaryota; Fungi; Ascomycota; Eurotiomycetes; Chaetothyriales; Cyphellophoraceae. The transcript has 2 exons.